AUGGCUUUUGAUCGAGUAAAAACAUUUUACCGGUCAUGCCUCCUGCAAAUUAUCGUAGUCGGACUAGUCGCCUUUUGCGAGCCCGGAAUCUGGACUGCUCUUAACAAUCUCGGGGCAGGAGGUAACGCGAGUCCUCUGUUAAACAACGCAGCAAAUGCAUUGACAUAUGGCCUCAUGUCAGUGGGCUGCUUCCUUGCUGGCGGUGUCACCAACAAAAUCACUGCGAAAUGGACCCUGUUCAUCGGAGCUGCAUUUUACACGCCGUAUGCCGCUGGUUUAUACUGCAAUAAUCGCUAUGGAAACGAGUGGUUUCUGUUGCUGGGUGCGGCUCUCUGUGGAAUUGGGGCAUCUCUUCUGUGGGCUAGUGAAGCUGCCAUUGCGGUUGGAUACCCAGAGGAGGCGAAACGGGGACGAUACGUCGGAAUCUGGAUGGGAAUCCGACAAAUGGGACCACUGGUUGGUGGUGCGAUCUCGCUCGCCCUCAACGUCAAUACUGCACAUGUCGGCAAGGUCACCUAUACAACAUACCUAGGACUUGUUGCCAUAUCAUCUCUAGGGGCUCCCUUUGCAUUGUUACUGUCCCAGCCGCAAGAUGUUAUCAGAAGUGAUGGCACCAAAAUCCCUUAUAUGAAGAAAACGACGUUCGGGAUUGAGUUUCGUGCCAUCUGGAGGCAAUUGAAGAAUAAGUACAUGCUCUUGUUGAUUCCAGUCUUCCUGGCUGGGCAGUUUGGCACCACUUAUCAAGGAAACUAUUUGACCUCGUACUUUACCGUCCGCUCCAGAGCGCUCGCCUCUUUCUUGACAGCCGUUGUGGGUGCUUUUGCCAAUGUAUCGACGGGCAUCAUUCUCGAUUUGAACUAUCUGUCUCGCGAAACUCGGUCUAAAGGUGUCUACAUCUUUGUCCUGAUCUUUGUCACCGCAGCUUGGAUUUGGAAUGCUAUCACACAAGUGAAACUAUCACGAAUGACUGAAUCACCCGCCUUCGACCUCGGAGAUGGACCUUUUUUCAACUCUGCUUUCACCGUCUAUCUAUUCUUCAAGUUCUUCUAUGAGGUACUCCAAACGUAUAUCUACUGGCUGAUGGCCGAGAUCAAAGGAGCUCAGGGAGAUGGCGAUAUCGCGAGAACCACUGGCAUUUUGAGAUCAUGGGAGUCAAUUGGCAGCACCAUUGCCUACGCCGUGGGUGCUACUCACUGGCCUAAUUUGAACCAGAUGAUUCUGGGGUUCUCCUUGUGGGGCUUCACAAUCCCAUUUACGAUCCUCGCUGUUUUUGGUGACUGGAAUCAACCCGAGACGGACACACAUGAGGAGGGACAGUCUGAUAGUAGUAGUCUCGAAGCACAACGUGUGAUUAUCAAUACCGAAGGGAAGGAAUAA
Molecule: messenger RNA, 1377 nt
Organism: Penicillium nucicola
Lineage: Eukaryota; Fungi; Ascomycota; Eurotiomycetes; Eurotiales; Aspergillaceae
Exons: 4
Coding region: 1-1377 (458 amino acids)
Source: RefSeq, a predicted model, not a curated record